This is a messenger RNA of Lottia gigantea (owl limpet), 408 nucleotides long. RefSeq lists its product as hypothetical. NCBI's taxonomy places the organism in Eukaryota, Metazoa, Mollusca, Gastropoda, Lottiidae. The transcript is spliced from 5 exons. The record is from RefSeq and is a predicted model, not a curated record. Bases 1 to 408 code for a protein of 135 amino acids.
AUGAUGCGAUUUUUUCAGGUGGGUCAAAAAGUUGAUAGUGAGAAAGCCAAACAGAUUGAAGAAUUAGAGGUUGCUAAUAAAGAACUUCAACAUGAAAUAGAAGAACUUGAUAAAGCAUUACAAAAGGCAGAAGGGCUUGAUGAUCAGUUAAAAGACAAGGAAAUAGAAUGUGAAAGUUUGAAAUGUAAUCUUGAAGUAGAAAAAAGCAAAAAUGAAGAAUUGGAAUUAGAUUUAAAAGAAUUAGCAGCCCAGAAUUCUCAGUUGACUCUUGAUAUUACCCACUUUGAAAAGAGAUUAGUUGAGUUAGAAGGGAUUUUUAAACUAAAUAUAGUGACAGCUCUGCUGGUUCCUUGCAAUUUUACAUUAAAAUUUAAAUCAUUGCAUGUUUCUAUGUUAAUUUUGGAAUAA